AUGUCUCGGCCAGCAAAGCUUACGCUCGCGGGCACAUCUCUCUUUGCCGUCGCAACAGUGUUCUUCGUACAUUACGGGCAACAGGCCGAGAAAGCUGCAAUGCAUCAAGGCGUCGUGAGAGACAUGGAACAGCAGCGAUUAAAGAAGGAGCGCCAGUUGGAUUUCGAUAUGCAGAGAGCGCUGGAGGAGGAAUACAAGAAGGUGCAGAGUGUACAUGAUGGGUCAGUUGUGUUGGACAAGCCUAGGUAG
Cadophora gregata is the source of this 249-nucleotide messenger RNA. RefSeq lists its product as uncharacterized. Lineage: Eukaryota; Fungi; Ascomycota; Leotiomycetes; Helotiales; Ploettnerulaceae. The coding region runs from base 1 to 249 and encodes 82 amino acids. The transcript has 2 exons. The record is from RefSeq and is a predicted model, not a curated record. Gene Ontology annotation, cellular component: mitochondrion. Gene Ontology annotation, biological process: mitochondrial respiratory chain complex IV assembly.